AGUGCAUAGAGGCGGGUGCUAGACGUGGUAGUGUGCGGCGCCGAUCUCGACAGGAAAAUAGCGAUCUAUUUUGCAGUGCAGCCUGUACACAUCAGCAAUAAGUUUUAAAGCAGACUGUCAAGAGAUUGUUGAAUGCUUGAUUGGGGGCAAUCAUGUAUGGACAUAGGGAUGUACGCAUCCUACUUAUAGGAGAUUCUGGAGUAGGGAAAACUUCACUGAUCCUGACGCUAGUGAGCGAUGAAUUCCCAGAGGAUGAGAUUCCUGCCAGGGCGGAGGAGAUCACAAUUCCUCCAGAUGUCACACCAGAGAAAGUCCCGACACACAUUGUGGACUACUCAUCGAGAGAGCAGAGCGAUGAAAUCCUAAUGGAGGAAAUUGCCAGAGCCGAUGUGAUAUGCAUCGUCUACGCCGUCAACCAUCGUGAGAGCAUUGAUAGCAUCACAGACUACUGGUUACCACUGGCAAGGAAUACCCUAGGUGCUGACCAUAGCACCCCUAUCAUCCUGGUGGGUAACAAGUCAGACCAGGCGGAUGCCAACAGUCUGGAAGGGGUGGUCCCGAUUAUGAACGACUACUCGGAGAUUGAGACUUGUGUUGAGUGUUCUUCGAAGAACCUAAAAAACAUCUCAGAGGUGUUCUUCUACGCUCAGAAGGCCGUGCUGCACCCAACUGGUCCCCUGUACUCAGCAGAGGACAAAGAGCUCAAACCUGAAUGCAAGAGGGCGCUGUGUAGGAUAUUUACGAUAUGCGAUCUGGACAACGAUGGCGUAUUGAACGAUUAUGAGCUUAACCUAUUUCAGAGGCGAUGUUUCAAUGCACCGUUGCAGCCCCAGGCUCUGGAUGAUGUCAAAGCAGUGGUUAGGAAAAACAUCCCAGAAGGAGUCGUCAAUAACGGACUCUCACAAAUAGGUUUUUUAUUCCUUCACACAUUAUUCAUUCAACGAGGUAGACACGAGACCACAUGGACUGUGCUUAGGAAGUUUGGUUAUACGGAUCAUCUCAAACUCACUGCAGAUUAUCUACGACCAAGGUUACGAGUUGGUCGAGGCAGCUCAACGGAGCUGAGUCAUCUAGGCUACCAGUUUCUAACCUCACUUUUCGAAAAAUAUGAUCAGGACAAGGAUGGUGCCUUAUCCCCAUCAGAGCUGCAGAAUUUCUUCCAGACGUGUCCAGUCAUGCCGUGGGGUCCUGACGUCAACAUGACGGUGUGCACCAACGAGAAAGGCUGGAUUACACUGCAAGGAUGCUUAGCUCAAUGGACACUCACAACUCUUCUGGACGUAUCGAGGACCCUUGAAUAUCUAGCGUACUUUGGUUACCGUUACGUUAUGGCGGAGCAUGAGAACCAACUCUCUGCCAUCAUUGUAUCAAGAGCCAAGAGGAUCGAUCUCGAGAAGCGGCAGACGUCUCGUAACGUCUUCCAGUGCAAUGUGAUCGGUCCAAGAGGGGCAGGAAAGACUGCGUUCUUGCAGGGAGUGAACAAUCGGACCGUAGACUCCAGCAGUCACUCCAUGAGGGAACAUCUGUCUGCAUACACCAUCAAUACUGUACAGGUGUAUGGUCAAGAGAAACACUUAUUGCUUCACGAGAUUGACGUUGGUCUCCAAGAUGAACUGACAUCAGAAGACUUGGAAUGUGACGUAGUGUGUCUCAUGUAUGAUAUAUCAGAUCCAAGGACGUUUGAGUAUUGUGCUAAGAGCUUCAAGCAACAUUUUGAGAACAGCAGCAUCCCGUGCCUGUUUGUGGCCUCUAAGAGUGACAUGCACCCAGUACGGCAGAACUACACUCUCCAGCCGGCCCAGUUCUGUGCAAGCCACAAUCUACCCCCUCCCCAGACCUACUCCAGUAAAGGGAGACCCAAUAAAGAUAUCUACAUCAAGCUGGCUACACUAGCUGCAUACCCCCUCGUUAAGGGGGUACUGGUUGAGCACCCCGCUGCCUUGUGGAUCAGGGACAAACUGAUGCUAGCUUCGGGUCCUCUUGCUUCAAGACAUCUUAAAGGUGUGUCGCAAGAGAGUCACUCUAUCUGGUUGAAGGUCGGCAUCUGCGCUGCCGUCGCGGCCGUCGGAGGAAUAGUCAUCUACAGAUACUACAAGAGUCAUUGAUUGGUAGCCACCAUGCCUGGACACCAGGGAAUAAUAAUAGUAUGUACAGAAAAAAAAAUGAUGCAAUUUAUAAGAAACCAAAAUGGUAGAUGCAUACCUGCCAACUGUACAGACUUAAUUGGAAUUGCAGUUUUUUGAGAUUAAAGGCCGAUGAGAGAUAGCAAUUAAGAAGAUCAAGAAGCUCUGUCAAUAGAGGGCGCCAUUUGCCUGGGACAGUAUAUGGUUUUUUGGGGGGAGAAAAAGUGAUUUUUGUACAUUGUUUGAAGUACAUCAUUUGUAUGUGUACUUGUUAUAAGCAUUACUCUCACCUGACUACUUGCGUCACUGUCUGUGGACUCUUAAAAUUGGUGUUCCUAUUUCUGAGGUUUUAAUGUUGGCAGGUAUGUAGAUGGGGUUUAUGGAUACCCUCAUUUAAGAUGGUAUACCAAGGACUGGGGGGGGGGCACACUGUUGAAGAAGAAAGGUAGAGGGACAAAUGCAAAAAAAAAACGACUUUAAAAUUGGAAACCUUUUCAGAAUGCAUGACGUAAUUGUUACUCUGUGACAGAUUCUAGAGGUAUAGGACAACGGAAUGUGUUGGGAAUGUUGGUAAGCGCUUUCCCUAAUGAUGAAUCAAUCCGCUUAAUGGAAAUCCCUAUUUUGGAAAGCAAUGGUUUCAACUGGUGGUAAAGAUUCCAGAGUUCUUAGGGGGAGGGGGUGCUGUGCUUUUUUUUAAUCGGACCCAACUGGACUCUUAGAAGUUUGGAGUAUAGUCUGUUCCGUAUGUAACAGAAAGUCCUCGGCAAAUGUUUUUUCAAAGUCCGGGGUGCGUUUUGGAUUGACAAGAUCUAAUUGACCUACCGGUAGUCGUUUGACAAAUGUACUGUAUUUAAUCCAGCCAAAUGGUCUGCGCUCAAGCUGGGGCUUACAUCAAUGAGUUCCGGAGCAGGGGGAUGGGGAAGGUAUGUUUAUUGUCAACGUGGCCCAAUCAUUUUAGCCAGUAUUGUAGCGUGGCGAAUGUCUCUCAUUCUGAUGAAUUUGUUAUUGUUUCAAAUUUUAGUUUGAUAUGUGGUUCACUGCAAUCAAACAAUGCCCGUGUUUCCAUGAAGGUUAUGUCCAGACAAGUGGCUUUGCUGUGGCUGUGGCUGUGGUUGAUUGCUUCAGCUGCAGUACAGUAAUCCAGCUGUAGCCAUAUCCACAGAGAGUCUUUCAGACAUUGCUUAUAGUAAUUUGUAUUCAUAAAUGGGCUUAAAUUUAGUAAUCCAAUAGACCAUUCGUUUCUGUUUAAUCAUUACUGUUUGCAAGACAUGGCUACUGCUGUUUGUUUUGACAUAAUUUUUCCCGGUAAAAAACUUCUUUAUUGGGGAAAAAUUAUAUGAAAACAGAGAUUUUGUUUUGUUUUCUAAGUGUAUAUAUACAUGUACUUUGCUAAAACACUGGAAACAUUCAAAAAUGUCAAAUCAGGGCACGGCCUUCAGUUUGACCUUUUGGAAGAAGGUCAAAUCUUGUGGGCAUUUUGGUGCAAAUCACUUGCGACUACUGGUCUUGAAAGGGUUGAGCCUAGCAGUGAAUAUCAGCAAGAAGGCUCUAAAGCAGUCACAGUAAGUUCGCAUGCAGCUUUGCAUGAAAGUAUAAACUCGUCGGCUCACUAUAAGUUCAUUAAUUGCAAUUUCACAUCUGUAACGAUCAAAGGUCUUUAAGGGAAAAAAAGCCUAUACAUUUGGGGAAAAAAAUAAUCAAAAUCAACAAAUAAAUGUUUUACUUAAAGAAAAUGAAAGAUUCUUUUUUUGCCAAAUAUAUAUACUUUGAAGACCACUCCUUAGAGUAAUAAACUUCAUUUACCAGAUACCAAGUCAUGCCAUUUGUGCCCUUGAGCAAGGCACUAAACAAUAAAUGCUUUGUCAAAAGUUGGGAAGAGCCAGGCUCCUAGUGGAUGAUACCCAUGCCUUCAUCCUUAUGGACUGUAAAUCCUGUUUCAGCCCCAUGAGUAGGUGUCAACAGGCCCCUUGGUGGCAUUUGAUUUGGGUUGACGGCCCAAAUCAGUGUAGACCCCACCAGGCUCCUAGUGAAUGAUAUCCAUGCCUACACCCGUAUGUACUGUUUCAGCUUUGUGAUAUUAGGCGAUCUCUCAAUAAAAGAAAUAAAUUUAAAAAAAAAA
Molecule: messenger RNA, 4242 nt
Organism: Asterias rubens (European starfish)
Lineage: Eukaryota; Metazoa; Echinodermata; Asteroidea; Forcipulatida; Asteriidae
Product: mitochondrial Rho GTPase 1-A-like
Exons: 17
Coding region: 153-2105 (650 amino acids)
Biological process (GO): mitochondrion organization; small GTPase-mediated signal transduction
Cellular component (GO): mitochondrial outer membrane
Molecular function (GO): GTP binding; calcium ion binding; GTPase activity
Source: RefSeq, a predicted model, not a curated record